CAAACCAGCAGAGGGGCGUAUUAAAAAAUCACUGGCAGCGCGCUGCGACAGAAAACAGCCUGUAUAGCAUGCCCAUAGUGAAGGAGUGUGGAUUGACUGCGGUUUGGUUUACACCAUUUGGACACGGUGAGGAACGGGACGCACUUGGAGCUUGGAUUGGAUAGCUGCUGGUUUUAAACUGCGCAGAACUCAGCCCAGAAUUAUCAACACCACGCCUAUAUUCGCCACUAAUGGACGGAUAAUGUUCGUGGUUGAAAAGGAUAACUAUUCAAACUAGAAAGGAUUAUUUUGGGGGGAUCCACUUCUUGGCGGUUGGAUGGUGUGCGAAAGGUAGCCACACCAGCAAGUUCACUCUCUACGCAAAUUCAAAAUGACAAUUUUUGGAUAGGGGAUAGCCUAUGUAAUGCAUAAGGGAUCAUUUGUGUCCAAAGCAUCAAACCCCAGGAGUGCUGCAUACCACAGAUGAGAGAGAAGGAACGAGGUUUGAUUCUGAAGCUAAAUAUUCGUGUAAACAGUGGAGAAUGCAGUGGGGGGAAACACGGGUCUGGAGCUGGGAUGCACGUUUCUUGAUCGUGGAGAGGACUGCACCUGGAGUGCAACCAGCAAUAGCCUACAUUUCUAUAACAUACUAAAUUGUGCGCAAGAAAAUUGUCCCGCUGUUAUUUAAAUACUUUUCUCAUGGGUAGUGUUAUUCAGUCGCCCUGGCAGCAUUUGGAUAAUUAACUUUGGAGAUCCAUGCCAACAUAGAAGGAGCAUAGUUCAAGGGGAUACCACAGGAAACAUUGCUGAAUGGACCUUUAACUUUGGUUUAACGUUAUCCUUUUUACACAGCGAAUCCGGACUCGCUUUUUGGCACAUUUGAAGAACGCUCUCCACCGAGGCUGGUCUGAUGUAAUUCAAAAUAAACAAAAUCAACCUAACCUGAUCCCAAACACAAACUUUAGACAGAUUGUAUUUUAUUACGUCCUACCCCCCCUUUCCCAUUAAAAGUGUACUUCUGAACCUCGAAGUGGCUCCGAAGUGGUGUUGUGACUCCUCGCCCGCAGCGGAUCCGGAGCUUGGAGUGUCUGGAGCGGGAGGAGUUGGCGGCGGACCCCCUGUCACACAGCAGGGACCCAAGACGGGUAGGGUGAAAAAGAUGGUUCGAUUGGCGGCAGAACUGUUGUUGCUUUUUGGACUUCUACUUCUUACCUUACAUAUUACGGUGUUAAGGAGCAGCCCGCUGAAUCAAGGGAAUUUAACUUUGAGCCAGGAUCAGCAGUAUACAGUGAUUGCAGAGAAUAAUGUCAGAACAGAGAGCAGUUUGUUAGCCCAGCAGGGUCCAGGGAAGCGGAGAGGAUCAGAGCCCCAGUCAGCCCAGAGGCCUGCUGCCCUCCCCUGGGCCCCGAGUCAGGCUACCGGAGGCAGCCUGCAGAGAGACAGGCCUGGGGCCUUCCUCCUGGACCUCAGCAACUUCCCUGACCUCUCCAAGGCUGAUAUAAACCGACAGAACCCAAACAUACAGGUGACCAUAGAGGUGGUGGACGAUCUAGACUGGGCGGAGCAUGAGAAAGGCCUGAAGAAGGAGAACAAACCAGGUUUGGCCGCUCCCAACUGGAGAAACUGGUGGCAAACCACCUCCUCUUCAUCCUCCUCCUCCUCUUCUUCUUCGGUCUUGACCCCACGUCGACCCAAGGAGCAGGCUAGGGAGCAGCAGCCCACCGACAGAGGAGGAGUAGCAAGUGGCAGUAACACAGAGGAUAGUAACUUCCUAAAACCACUAGGGGGCUGGGAGAGGAGAGGAGGCGCAGGAGGAGGACGUGCCAGCAAGGUUCAUGCUGAAUAUGACUAUAUAGAUGGAGACGGUGGCUGGAGUAACUGGUCUCCAUGCAGUGUAACCUGUGGGAACGGGAACCAGAAGAGGAUCAGGUCAUGUGGUUACGCCUGCAGCGCCACAGAGUCACGCACCUGUGACAUGCCACCCUGCCCAGGUAUUGAAGAUGCGUUCAAGACAGCCGCCACUGAGGUCAGUCUACUGGCUGGAACAGAUGAGUUCAACGCUACAGAGCUCUUUGGUGUCGACACAGACAGCUGUGAACGCUGGAUGAACUGUAAGUCUGAGUUCCUGAAGAAAUACAUGACCAAAGUCUCCAGCGACCUCCCCAGCUGCCCCUGCUCCUACCCCACCGAGGUGGCCUACAGCACGGCCGACGUCCCCGACCCCGCCACACGCCGGGACUUCCGCUGGAAAGACGCCAGCGGCCCCAAGGAGAAACUCGAGAUCUACAAACCCAUGGCCCGGUACUGCAUCCACUCUAUGUUAACUCUAGAGUCCACUACUCUGGCCGCACAGCACUGCUGCUACAAUGACAACAUGAAGCUCAUCACCCGGGGUAAAGGAGCAGGAACACCCAACCUCAUCAGCAACGAGUUCUCUGCUGACCUCCACUACAAGGUCGACGUCCUGCCCUGGAUCAUCUGUAAGGGGGACUGGAGUCGCUAUAACCAGGUCAGGCCUCCUAACAACGGGCAGAAGUGCCCAGACAACCCCCUGGAUGAGGAUUACCUCAAACAAGUUGAGGAGGCAUGGGAGUUUUAGAGCUGGAGAGAUGAACAUAUUAAGGGAAAAAACAUAUGAAAUAUUUGUAUGAAUCUUGUACUUCAAUUGCUGCUUCAAACCAUCCAAGGCUAGAGUCCAAAUGAACAGGUCUGUCUGUUGAUAUCAGCCAACGUGAUAAAGAGACAACGUAUUGCUCACAUGGACACAUCAUUGUCCUCAACAGAGACUAUGGACUUUAUUUUAAUGAAACCUAACUCAAUGGUAAUUCUAACCACUGUCGCUAGGGCUACAGGUUCGGGGGCGUGUCAGAAAUAUUUUUGGCUAUUUUCAUAACCAGAAUUAUUGUCUCAGUAGCAGGCGGUGGUGCUUAAGGGCUGGGUUUUGAUAGCAGGCGGUGGUGCAUAAGGGCUGGGUUUUGAUGGCAGGCGGUGGUGCAUAAGGGCUGGGUUUUGAUGGCAGGCGGUGAUGCAUAAGGGCUGGGUUUUGAUAGCAGGCGGCGAUGCAUAAGGGCUGGGUUUUGAUGGCAGGCAGCGGUGCAUAAGGGCUGGGUUUUGAUGGCAGGCGGUGGUGCAUAAGGGCUGGGUUUUGAUGGCAGGCGGCGGUGCAUAAGGGCUGGGUUUUGAUGGCAGGCGGCGGUGCAUAAGGGCUGGGUUUUGAUAGCAGGUGGCGAGGCAUAAGGGCUGGGUUUUGAUGGCAGGCGGUGGUGCAUAAAGGCUGGGUUUUGAUGGCAGGCGGUGGUGCAUAAGGGCUGGGUUUUGAUAGCAGGCGGCGGUGCAUAAGGGCUGGGUUUUGAUAGCAGGCGGUGGUGCAUAAGGGCUGGGUUUUGAUAGCAGGCGGUGGUGCAUAAGGGCUGGGUUUUGAUAGCAGGCGGUGGUGCAUAAGUGCUGGGUUUUGAUGGCAGGCGGCGGUGCAUAAGGGCUGGGUUUUGAUGGCAGGCGGUGAUGCAUAAGGGCUGGGUUUUGAUAGCAGGCGGCGAUGCAUAAGGGCUGGGUUUUGAUGGCAGGCGGUGGUGCAUAAGGGCUGGGUUUUGAUAGCAGGCGACGGUGCAUAAGGGCUGGGUUUUGAUAGCAGGCGACGGUGCAUAAGGGCUGGGUUUUGAUGGCAGGCGGUGGUGCAUAAGGGCUGGGUUUUGAUAGCAGGCGACGGUGCAUAAGGGCUGGGUUUUGAUGGCAGGCGGCGGUGCAUAAGGGCUGGGUUUUGAUGGCAGGCGGCGGUGCAUAAGGGCUGGGUUUUGAUAGCAGGCGGCGAUGCAUAAGGGCUGGAUUUUGAUGGCAGGCGGUGGUGCAUAAGGGCUGGAUUUUGAUGGCAGGCGGUGGUGCAUAAAGGCUGGGUUUUGAUGGCAGGCGGUGGUGCAUAAGGGCUGGGUUUUGAUAGCAGGCGGUGGUGCAUAAAGGCUGGGUUUUGAUGAAUAAACAAGUUGAUGCUACAGAAUGUCGAAGGCUUGUUGACCCCUCACUGGCCAAUCAGAAUGGGCUCCAUGGCUAAAUUAUGUGGUUUCUUCAAGCUGUGUAUUUAUGGUAUUUUAUGUAUUGCGUUGUCAUUAACUCCAUUAACUCCAAUGUCCGUUAUAAUUUGUUAAAGAGCCUACAGAAACAAAAUAACAACAUGUAGACCUAUCCUAUAUUUACUAAACAUAGUACAUUUGUAGUAAAUGUUUUUGAACAGUAAUUGCUUCAAUAUGCACAUAUAUUGUUAACAUAGCAUUCACACUGAUAUACAGAGAACGUAUGUGAACCCUUUGAAUGACCUGGAUUUCUGCAUAAAUUGGUCAUAGAUUUGAUCUGAUCUUCAUCUAGGUCACAACAAUAGACCAACACAGUCUGCUUAAACUAAUAACAUACAAACAAUUAUACGUUUUCAUGUCUUUAUUAAUCACACCAUGUAAACAUUCACAGUGGAGGGUGGGGAAACGUAUGAGACCCUUUGUAUUUAAUAACUGGUUGACCCUCCUUCGGCAGCAAUAACCUCAACCAAACAUUUUCUGUAGUUGCAGAUCAGACCUGCAAAACGACCAGGAGGAAUUUUGGACCAUUCCUCUUUACUCUUAACAACCUCCUUACCAUCAGCCAAACACAGUAUCAUAACACAGUCUCCUUACCAUCAGCCAAACACAGUAUCAUCACAACACAGCCUCCUUACCAUCAGCCAAACACAGUAUCAUCACAACAGUCUCCUUACCAUCAGCCAAACACAGUAUCAUAACACAGUCUCCUUACCAUCAGCCAAACACAGUAUCAUCAUAACACAGUCUCCUUACCAUCAGCCAAACACAGUAUCAUCAUAACAGUCUCCUUACCAUCAGCCAAACACAGUAUCAUCACAACACAGCCUCCUUACCAUCAGCCAAACACAGUAUCAUCAUAACACAGUCUCCUUACCAUCAGCCAAACACAGUAUCAUCAUAACACAGUCUCCUUACCAUCAGCCAAACACAGUAUCAUCACAACACAGUCUCCUUACCGCCAGCCAAGCACAGAGCCUUCAUUUGUAUCAUAUAUGCCUCUGUAAUGAUCAAUGUAAUGAUUAAAAGUAAAACUGUAUAAUGGA
Molecule: messenger RNA, 5086 nt
Organism: Oncorhynchus kisutch (coho salmon)
Lineage: Eukaryota; Metazoa; Chordata; Actinopteri; Salmoniformes; Salmonidae
Gene: ism1
Product: isthmin 1
Exons: 6
Coding region: 1139-2578 (479 amino acids)
Biological process (GO): negative regulation of angiogenesis
Source: RefSeq, a predicted model, not a curated record